This is a messenger RNA of Lolium perenne, 1113 nucleotides long. Lineage: Eukaryota; Viridiplantae; Streptophyta; Magnoliopsida; Poales; Poaceae. The record is from RefSeq and is a predicted model, not a curated record.
AUGAGCCGUCGGUAUUUGAAUGUGGUCGUUCAGGAAUUCAGGAGCCGUCUAUAUUCCCUCCACCGCAUCGAUCUCAGCAAGGACCUCUUCUACAGAGACUCGCAAGUCGCGCGACAAGCAGCUCGAGACGCAAGCGGGAGCAAGAAUAACCGACGAGCGAUCAAGGGCGGCUGGAAGAACUUGCCUCCGCCGGCGAUCAGUUUCCAGCCGGCGCCCAGCUCCCUACACUCUAGGAUGCCAUAUUCCUUCUCUCUACUGGGAGGAGAGAACAACAUUCUCUAUGUUGACCCUCGAUGUCGGGCCGCGCUGUACAGCGUCCACUCGAAUUUCUUCGAGUUCAUCCCUUCUCCUAGCGUAUGCAAGACGCCGGAAGCCAUCUCCCUUCCCAUAACCCAAGCUGAUCCCGUUGGACCCGUAAAAGUUCAGUCUCAGUACAUCUUGGACCUAUCCGACACCAGAAGCUCCUUUGAGGUCCUCUCGCACCACAACAAGGAGGGGUGGCGCUGGGACCUUCUACCGCCACCGCCAUUCGCAGAACCCGACACUUGUUCUUCUUACGCGGUGGUUAACGGCUCUGUCAUAUGCAUAUCGCCGUUUGUGGAAGACGAGGGGUUAGGUACCUACACCUUCGACACGCUUGCCAGUACCUGGAGACGAACCGCCGACUGGGCGCUGCCCUUCUUCGGCAAGGCCGAGUAUGUCCCCGAGCUCGGUCUCUGGUUUGGUCUCUCGGCCCGCAACCCCUGCUCCAGCUUAUGUGCUUUCGACCUCUCUGCUGCCAUGGACCCCUCCACGCAUCAUCCACCAGUGCCGCUGCAUACAUGGGACUACCUUGAUCUGCCUCGGGAUAAGAAGUGGUUGCCAACCCACCUGCAACUGCUGAACCUUGGCUUGGGCAAGUUUUGUGUUGCUACCUUAUUCGGCACCUUGUUGCGCACCUGCUCACACUCCAUUUCAGACGAGGAGGACAUGUUGGAUGACGAGGAGCAUGCUGUCUUCACUGGCCUCGAGGUGAAGCGCGGCAAUGAUGGUGAUGGUCCACUCCAGUUGAUCAGGCACAUGUCCAAACGUUAUGCCGCCGUUGGAAGCUGCAACAUCCAUUGUGUGCUCUGA